This is a messenger RNA of Mesocestoides corti, 645 nucleotides long. NCBI's taxonomy places the organism in Eukaryota, Metazoa, Platyhelminthes, Cestoda, Cyclophyllidea, Mesocestoididae. The record is from the annotation of a GenBank genome assembly.
AUGGCGGUUCUAUUGUGGGCAGUGGUAACGUCGCUUCUCUUCGCACACUCAGUGUCCGGCAUUUAUUUUCAUAUUAAAGAGGGAACUGUAAAGUGUUUCUUAGAGGAGGUACCGGAGGACACUUUGAUUGCAGGCAUGUUACUCUACAAGAUUGCUGUCUUGCAAGACAAACAGUUUGUACAGUCAUCAGAACAUGGUAUACAUGUCGAAAUAAAGGAUCCGGACGGGAAGGUUAUUCUCUCUCGUAUGUACUCAUCAGAGGGUCGAUUUGUCAUUACCUCUCAAACAGCAGGCGAGCACAGCAUCUGCCUUUCCUCGAGUGCCUCUUCGUGGUCAAAAAAUCUACUGCGCGUUGCCCUUGAUAUCGCUGUUGGCGAUCACGCCGUCAACUACAAGGAGAUCGCCUCAAAAGAGAAACUUAACGAUAUUGAAUUGCGUAUUCGUCAGUUGCUUGACCAGGUGGCGAUGCUCUCCAAAGAUCAGGACUUUCAGCGUGCGAGGGAGGAGUAUUUCCGCCGUCUCAGUGAAAGUAUCAACAACCGUGUAACGUGGUGGAGCUUUGCUCAGGUUCUUCUUUUGGUCUUCACUGGCUUUUUCCAAAUGCGGAACCUGCGUUCUUUCUUCUUGGCCAAGAAAUUGGUUUAA